This is a messenger RNA of Episyrphus balteatus (marmalade hoverfly), 599 nucleotides long. RefSeq names its product probable cytochrome P450 309a1. The transcript has 3 exons. Lineage: Eukaryota; Metazoa; Arthropoda; Insecta; Diptera; Syrphidae. Gene Ontology annotation, molecular function: heme binding; oxidoreductase activity, acting on paired donors, with incorporation or reduction of molecular oxygen; monooxygenase activity. Bases 47 to 562 code for a protein of 171 amino acids. The record is from RefSeq and is a predicted model, not a curated record.
UUGAUUUCAGUUAGCUUAUGAUCAAAGAGUUCAAGAAAAACUGAGAAUGGAAAUCAAGGAGAAUAUGAACGAUGAUGGAGAAAUCAAUUUCAAGACCUUGAUGAAUCUAGAAUAUUUGGAUCAAUGUAUAAGUGAAUCAAUUCGAAUUUUCAGCCCGAAUCCAAUUUUGUCAAAAAUUUGCACUGAAGAAAUUGAUCUUGAAAUCAACGAAAACCAAAGUACAAAAAUCCAGCCUGGAAUGAUUGUUCACAUUCCAUGUUUUUCAUACCAUCAUGAUCCGGAAUUUUAUCCUGAUCCAGAAGAAUUCAUUCCAGAACGUUUUGAUAAUGGUCAAGCGAAGAAAUUUAGUCAACAAGGACAAUUCAUUCCAUUUAGUGAUGGUCCACGAAUUUGUGCAGGACUUCGAUUGGCACAAAUGCAAUGUAAAGCAAGUAUUUUUGACAUUAUUAAAAAUUUCGAAUUGAAAGCCUGUAAGCAAACUCAGUAUCCCAAAUACUUGAGUAGAUCUUCACCAAGAUAUUACUUGACUGGAGACAUCGAUAUUAAGUUUAUACCUGUGUAAACUGAAAAUCCAUUAGUUUUAUUGUGUAUUACCGAGA